CAAACUCUACCGGCCAGUUGCAUCCGACUUUGAACUCGAAUCCAUUCAAUCUACAACUCCUCAGAGCCGCCCACACUUCCACACAGUCAAAAUGGCACCCACAGCACCAACAACCUCCCUCUCGGCCCGCGAAAAGCGCAUGGCCCGCAUCCGCGGCGACAUCCACCCCCUCGCACCGCACAAGACCCUCCGCCCCGAAGCCCAAGUCGACGACGGCUUCCUCACCAACAAAAAGGACAAGCGAACGAUGAAACACAGCGCCUUUCUCAGCAAAGUCGCCAAAACCGCCCCCGGCAGCGGCAAGACGCUCAAGCGCCGGAGGCCGAACAAGAAGCUCGUCGCGACCAUGGAGUCGCUCGCUGACGCGCUGCCGGACUUGGACGAGGGCGCGCAGACGCUGGAGCAGUUGCGCGAAGGGAAAGUCAGGCAUAAGAGUUUGAAGAGUAGGCCUGGUGCGCUGAAGAGGAAAGAGAAGGUUGUUAAGGCUGAGGUGGCGAGGUUUGGGGCUAGCAUGGCGGCUUUGGCUUCGCUGCCUGGUGCGAAUGCUAGCGCGGCGCCUGCGGGUGAUUCUGGUGCGAUGGCGGUUGAGGGGGCGGGGGUGCAGGAGACGACGACGACGACGACGAAUGCGACUUCGAAUCGGUGGGCGGCGUUGCGGAGACACAUUUCGAGCACGAUGGAGCAGAACCCUGCUUUCAGCACAUAAGAUUCAAUGGUGGUACAUACGCUACUACGAACGGCAGAGAGGGAUACCCGACGGAUUUGGUCGAAACGGCAACUUGGAGCACAGCGCGCCAAAGGCAUGAUAUCUUCACCGACGGAAGGUGGCGUCUCCGUGUUCUCUGACGAGUUCUUCACUCUUGCGGCUUGGGCCUAUGUUCAGAUGGGAUUCUUCCGUGGGACUAUCAAUGUUGGGAUCGUCGUCUCUGAUCGCAAAGGACAUUCCGUGACGCGCAAGAACUUCUCGGGCUCGCUUUUCCCCUGGAUGAAUCCUCUAGAAUCGAAGCUCUCAGCCACAGAUGCGCUCGAAUUCGCCAAAUAUGUCGAUAGCAGCGACAGGUUUAUCUCGGGGGUUCUUAGAGUUGCCGGAAUCUGGAUGGCUCUACAUCGUGCAAACCCGAGUCAAGUAUACGCAUACUAGUG
Colletotrichum godetiae is the source of this 1143-nucleotide messenger RNA. Its product is annotated as ribosome biogenesis protein SLX9-domain-containing protein. Gene Ontology annotation, biological process: maturation of SSU-rRNA from tricistronic rRNA transcript (SSU-rRNA, 5.8S rRNA, LSU-rRNA). Lineage: Eukaryota; Fungi; Ascomycota; Sordariomycetes; Glomerellales; Glomerellaceae. The coding region runs from base 92 to 706 and encodes 204 amino acids. The record is from RefSeq and is a predicted model, not a curated record. The transcript has 2 exons. Gene Ontology annotation, cellular component: nucleolus; preribosome, small subunit precursor; 90S preribosome.